Molecule: messenger RNA, 2462 nt
Organism: Ictalurus punctatus (channel catfish)
Lineage: Eukaryota; Metazoa; Chordata; Actinopteri; Siluriformes; Ictaluridae
Gene: chmp2ba
Product: charged multivesicular body protein 2Ba
Exons: 6
Coding region: 166-810 (214 amino acids)
Biological process (GO): protein transport; endosome transport via multivesicular body sorting pathway; late endosome to vacuole transport
Cellular component (GO): ESCRT III complex; multivesicular body
Source: RefSeq, a predicted model, not a curated record
GUGACGUCAGAGGCGCGCGGACUCAGUGCAGUCAUGUGUAGGGAAAGUCAGCUCGCUUUAGAGAUAACAAACACGGAAAUCAGGAUUUUUGACUAGGCACACAGAGGGGCUGAGAUCCCACAUUAAAUUAUAGGUUAGUUAGUUUUAAACGUCCAUCGAGUCGUCAUGGCGUCUCUGUUUAAGAAGAAGACUGUCGACGAUAUCAUCAAAGAGCAGAGUAAAGAGCUGAGAGGCACACAGAGACAAAUCACCAGAGACCGUGCUGCUUUGGAGAAACAAGAGAAGCAAAUGGAAAUGGAAAUAAAGAAAAUGGCUAAAGCUGGAAACAGAGAUGCCUGCAAGAUCCUGGCUAAGCAGCUAGUCCAGCUGAGGAAGCAGAAGAACCGAACAUAUGCUGUGAGCUCUAAAGUGACCUCUAUGUCCACACAAACAAAGGUCAUGAACUCUCAAAUGAAAAUGGCUGGAGCUAUGUCUACCACAGCCAAGACUAUGCAGACUGUUAAUAAAAAAAUGGAUCCAAAGAAGACUUUGCAGACGAUGCAGGACUUCCAGAAAGAAAACCUGAAAAUGGGGAUGACUGAAGAUAUGAUCAAUGACACACUGGAUGAAAUCUUUAGUGAGUCAGGAGAUGAAGAGGAAUCUCAGGACAUUGUGAACCAGGUGCUGGAUGAAAUUGGAAUCGAAAUUUCUGGAAAAAUGGUGAGCACCCCUUCAGCUGGAAAGAGUCUCCCCAGUGCAUCAAAGGCCAAAACCGCUACCAUUUCCGAUGAGGACAUUGAGAGGCAGCUGAAGGCCCUGGGAAUGAAUUGAAACUCUUUGCACUCUACACCUGUGCUCUCAGAGCCAAAGCAAAGGGCUUAUACUAAAGCACACAAACACACACGUCUUUACUGACUGUAGAUACAGAGGGCCAAAGGGCUAGCUACUAAAUCAGUUAUGUAAAAAUGUAAUAAUGAUGUAGUUUGUAGGAUUUGCUGUAUAUAUCUAAAGAGCGGUGGUGUAAGUGGUGUUGGGGUGAGUAAAGGAAUGGACUUGUGAAGGAGGUCUCAGAAUGGGACCUUAUUGUUAGCCUUUCAACAUACCGAAAGACCAGCCUUCUCAAAAUCAGUUGCAGCUCUAAAAUUUAAGGCUUUAAGUCCAACAAUCUAGCAGCAUUGCAUAAUCCUAAUACACUACAAAAUGGAGUUAUGACAUAACUUUGGGAGAAAGACCACACCUAAAGCUCCAUCCACUUACUAGCUAAAUUCCUAUAAAUCACCACAUAUCCCCAUUUCUGCACUACUGACAGAGUUUCAGCAUCUCCUAACUCCCUACUAUUCAACAUCUCCUACCCGUGUUGGGGGCAUUGGUGUCACCCAAGACGUCAGCCUAGAGUUCAAGGAGUUCUCCCUCAUUUACAGUUCUGCAAUCCAUCUUCAUGUCAUUUAGCUGAGGGCAUGGUUUGCACUCCCAAAAGCAUGGUGUUAUGGUUUUAGUGUACAUAAUAUUAACUUUCUGGUCUUUAUACCUAUAAGUCUUUAUACCUGUGCUGUUUUGUACUUUUUCAGAUAUGAGAUGCUCAUUUUCCAGUUUUUCUCUGUAGGUUCUCGACCAUGAAUAUUGAAAGUAAGUUCAAGCUAAGGCUUUCUCACAAUGAAAUGAGUGGCUUUGACAUACAGUUGGUAAGGAUUUGGCAAGCAUUUGUCUUGUUCAUUGAAAAAUCUUGCAUUAAGAUUUGUUGAAUGCCAUUAUGAUGAAAUGGUCUUCCUUACUGAAUUAAUUUGGAAGGCUAGUUGAUGCAUAGUCGUAAUUAACAUAAUACAUACUGUAAUUUAGAUAUGACUGCACUAGGACAUACAAGUGAUCCUGUCAGCAGUAACACAAUUAGCUCAAUAUUAGCUCCACUAAGAGGUCUUUAAUUAGACGCAGACACACAGGUGUUGAAGAAACACAAAACUGUAGCGUCAGCUGCAGUUAAUUAUGUGGUCUAGUAUUUGCUGAAGAACACUUUCAUUAUCACAGUCCACAUAUGUAGGUUAAUUAUGCUAAAGGCCUGUUACUGACCUGAGAAUUCCCCUGUCAUGGUCAAAUUAGAGCCGUGUUUAUAGAUAAGAGAAAGAAGCUGUGAAAAUUGCCAGGAAGGAAAUUGCCAGUCAGUGUUACUGCUGUAGUUCUCAUGUUAAUGAGUGAAUACAUCAUUAGCUGAAGGACAUUUACAUUUAAAUGUCCCUACAUUUGUCUACUGAAUUGUACAAGUAUGCAAAAGUCAUUAAACUCUGGUGUAGUUUUAGUGCCAGUUGGAAAAGCAAUACAUCUCUCUACCAUUCUUUUUCUUUUUAACAUUAUGAUUAUCAGUAUGUUUUAAUAUAAUGUUUUGUUUGUUUAUUUUAUUAUUUUUUAAAUAUAGCUUAUGUUAAAUGUAGGUGAAUAAAAUUUUAUGGAUUCAUUUGGUUUUGUAAUGAAUAAAAAAGAAAAACACCUUG